AUGGCUUCCAAGUCAAUAAUCUCGCUUUUCCCUUGGGAUGCCAAAUGUGCAACCCAUAGAGCAUGGCUCUAUAAGCAACGAGUUGAAUGUAACUGGGACUAUGAAAAGGUGGAAAAGGAAUGGCGUGAAGAACAGAUAAAAGGCACGAAAUGCAUGUACUGGAUCGUCCGUUGCUCUGAUGACUCGGAUAUAAAACCGGUCAGUAAAGAGAAUGAAGAAGUGCUAUAUGACACCGCAGAUUCCGUGAAUGGAAGAUCACGAGUAGCAUCGAGAGAAGCCUUUGCUCCUAUUGGCCAUAUUUCCUUGGAUUCCAAGAACAAAGAUGCCGACAGAGUUGGUCUCGAUAUCCCAUUGGAAGGGGUCUUCUGGAUCAAGAGCUUUUUCAUCUUGCAGACCAUCCAAGGCCAGGGAAUUGGCCGUGCAGCGAUGGAUGCAGUUGAGAAUAUGGCGACUCGCGAGCCACUCUGUGCGCAGACACUCAUGCUGGACACGGUGACGAGUAAGCACCAGCAACGAGAGGACUUUGCAAUUUCCACUUACGGGGCCGUUCCAAAGAUCACAAACCAAGACUGGUAUGGUCGUCGGGGGUAUAUGCCUAUUAAGAUCGUACCAAACUACUACGACGUGUGGGAUGCGAACGGAGACAGGUGGGACAUUGAGAUCGUUUUCAUGCGGAAGGAUAUUCAGUGA
Molecule: messenger RNA, 690 nt
Organism: Penicillium longicatenatum
Lineage: Eukaryota; Fungi; Ascomycota; Eurotiomycetes; Eurotiales; Aspergillaceae
Exons: 3
Coding region: 1-690 (229 amino acids)
Molecular function (GO): acyltransferase activity, transferring groups other than amino-acyl groups
Source: RefSeq, a predicted model, not a curated record